AUGUCGGACAACACAGGGUCCAAGGCCAAUAUACCAGAGAAUAAAGAAGACAGGCUCGAGCCCGAAGACGAACAAGUCAAAGGAAUCGUGGAAUCAGCAGACCUAGAACUCCUAGGUCUAACACAACAAACCGAACGAUCUCUCGGCACAUUCCAGAUAAUCUGUGGCGGAUGGAAUAUCUGCAACAGCUGGGCGGGAAUAGUCGGUACCCUAGCUAUCGGCAUCAGCGAAGGCGGCACGAUCCUUCUGCUGUAUGGAAUCAUCAUCAUGUUAAUAUUCGGAGGGUGCUGUGGAACAACACUAGCCGAGCUGUCUUCGGUUUAUCCAACUGCCGGCGGCCAGUACCAUUGGACUUCUAUCCUCAGCCCGAAGAAGUACAGUCGUGUUCUGAGCUACUGCUGCGGUGCAAUCAAUAUUUUCAGCUGGAUAUCCAUCAGUGCGGGCGUUACUAUUCUCCCCGCUCAAUUCAUCAUCUCAAUGGCCAUUUACAAUAACCCCAGCUACGAAGCAAAGACCUGGCAUUACUUCCUAAUCUACCAAGCAACCAACGUUAUUAUCCUUCUAUACAACACCUUUGCAAUUCGCAAAACCUCCUGGGUACACGACAUCGGCUUUGUGAUCUCCCUUUCAUCCUUCUUCAUAAUCCUGGUAGCCUGCCUCGCCCGCACGCCACAGAUGUCCUCCUCCAAAUUCGUCUGGACAACAUUCAUCAAUCAGUCUGGAUGGGAAUCAAACGGGAUCGCAUUCCUAACAGGCAUGAUAAACCCAAACUACAUCUACGCCGGCAUCGACGGAGCAAUUCACCUGGCCGAAGAAUGCGGAAACGCCACCACAGCCAUUCCGUUCGCUCUCAUGAGCACACUAGCCAUCGGCUUCAUCACAUCAUUCGCAUUCGUAGUGGCCAUGCUCUACAGUCUAACGGAUAUGAAUGCAGUAAUCGAGACCUCAACCGGAGUCCCAAUCUACGAAAUCUGGCUCCAAGCCACCCAAUCAGGCGCCUGCGCAACAGUCUUUAUUACCCUCCUCGCACUCAUAGCCUGCUUCUCUCUAAACGGUUGCCAACAAACCUCAUCAAGACUAACAUGGGCCUUCGCGAGAGAUGACGCGCUCUUCUUAUCCAAAUACUUCGGUCGCAUCCACAGCCAGCUAAAGGUUCCUGUAAAUGCCCUGCUAGCAAAUGCAGCAGUGAUAUUUAUCAUCGGGUGUAUUUACCUUGCCUCGUCUACUGCGUUUAAUGCGCUCAUAGGCACUGGAUUGGUUCUUCAGCAGGUUUCCUUCUGUUUCCCGGCUGGACUGCUGCUUUAUCGCCGAAGGUCAUCGACGUACCUUCCGGCGCACCGGUUUUUCAAUAUGGGGCGCUUUGGCUGGAUUUCGAAUUUUGCUACGCUGGCGUUUGGAUUGGUUACACUGGUUUUUUAUAAUUUUCCGGCGGAGAUGCCCGUUACUGGGGGGAACAUGAACUACACCUCAGUCGUCAUCGGUACGAUGGCCAUAUUCUCUCUCAUCAACUGGAUUAUGCACGCCAACAAAAAUUAUCAGGGACCACGACUUCCAGCCGAGCUGACUUAA
Molecule: messenger RNA, 1569 nt
Organism: Penicillium argentinense
Lineage: Eukaryota; Fungi; Ascomycota; Eurotiomycetes; Eurotiales; Aspergillaceae
Exons: 6
Coding region: 1-1569 (522 amino acids)
Biological process (GO): transmembrane transport
Cellular component (GO): membrane
Molecular function (GO): transmembrane transporter activity
Source: RefSeq, a predicted model, not a curated record